Molecule: messenger RNA, 3060 nt
Organism: Lucilia cuprina (Australian sheep blowfly)
Lineage: Eukaryota; Metazoa; Arthropoda; Insecta; Diptera; Calliphoridae
Exons: 4
Coding region: 136-2907 (923 amino acids)
Source: RefSeq, a predicted model, not a curated record
CCGGAAUAACAGUUGUUGUUUACAUGUUGUGUGCCAAAAAACAAACAAAAAAGAAUUGCAGUAAUUUUUUUAUUUUUACAAAUUAAUUUUUAUAACUUAAACAUUUAAUAACCACUUGUAAAGUCAAUAUUACCGAUGCGUGAUUUAUUUAAAACCCUAGAUAAACUAAGAGCAGAAACAGCUAUGGAAUACUGUGAUGAAUUUGAUGGCAUCAAGUCCAUUAUGGAAUAUUGUAAUAAACAAUUGAAACCCUUUAAUAAAUUGCAUUUUCGAGGAGGUAAUGAAUCCUUUAUAAAUGAAUUGGUCAGACGUCUACAGGAAUAUUUAGUAGAACGUGAACUACUCGACAAUGAACAUAAAAAACCAUUAAGCGACGUUAAGAAAACACAAAAAUUAAGGAAAAUUUUAAUGUUUCUAAUGCUCAACACAGAUGCUACUUAUAAGUACAAUCUAAAAGAUGAUCCCGAACUAGUGCAUGUUUUAGAGAUAUGUCCCUUAAUGCCAAAAUUUUUAUUAGUCACUUUAGUGUGGGAAUUACAUUUGGAACAAUUCUUUUAUGAAAUGUUAUCUUAUGCUCCUUGCUGGUUUACAUUUCAAUAUUUUGAACCAGCCACCGAUUCCCUCAAAUAUAUAGAUGAUGCCUUUGAGGUUUUAGAUAAAGUAGAGCAGUUACUUAAAUCCAUCUUCAUCUCUAUAACACGUUCCGAAUUAAGGCUUAUGGAUAAUGUAGAUACACGUAUUAUUCACAAUAAACUUUAUGAUUAUGCCAUGAAUUUAUUGCGUUUAUUUUACACACCCGAUUCGGAAAAAUUUAAAAAUUUUAGCAAAAAAAAGUCAUAUAAAUAUGCGGGUUUUGCUUUAAAGCAUUUGCUCGAAUUGGUUUUAUAUACAUUUGAUGUUUAUGAAAAUGCGGAUAAAGCUAAUCCUGCAGAAGAUUGGCGGGAAUAUGAUAUUUGCAAACAAUUACUAAAGAAAACUGAAGCAAAUAAAGAAUCAAAACAUUUAAAAGAACAACAAUUAAAAAUUAUUACCGCCUUAUUAAAUGCUUUACAAACACAAGUAAUGUUGGUUAAAAUUGACAUUUUCAUUUACUGGGUAGAAAUUGAUUUAAAUGACAAAGAAAAUCUACAGGAAGUUAUAGGCACCAUGGCCUUUCGAGUGGGAGAACGAAUGUUAAGUAAUAAAACAUUUGGUCAUGAUGUACACCAACAAUUAAAGGUAAUAGAAAUCAGACCUAAAACUUUAGAGGAAAUCAUACGUGAUGCCACAAUAGGAGAGAUUUUGAAUAGCCUCGACAAUGGUCAAUUGGAAUAUAAUAUUAAAAAAGUCUGGUUUGAUGAAUUACUCAAUCGCACUGUGGCUUUAGGUAACGAGGAAUGUUUGCAGUCUAUUAAACAAAAUAUUAAACUAAUGACCGUGGAGCAUUGUUUACAAAUAUUAGAUUUUAUAAGACUAGAAAUUAUACGUAAUUAUCAAGAGAACCAAAAUGAAUCUCAAGAAGAUAUAAAACUUAAUAUGGAAAAUAUGGAUAUUGAACCGGAAGAUUAUGAGGAGCUAAGUGAUUUAAUAUUAAAAGCUUUAGAAAAUUAUAAUACCGAACAAAUACUUCAAGUAAUUAACUAUCAAUGCAAAUUAUAUGGCUUUAACUCGACAUUAUUUGCGCGAACAGAUAUAUCUUCAAGGAUAACAGAAUUUCUUAAUAGAUAUAAUGGUGUUAAUGACAUCUUUGAUGUGCAACAAUUUCUUAUAUUAACAUUUGAAAAUGCCGAAUUAUCUUGGAAAAAGUUCUUUGAUAUGGCCUGCCAUAAUCUGGCUUUAAUCAGCAACUAUUGUUCUACCGUCAAACAAUGUCGACCACUAGCGAAUAAUUAUUUUCUGCCACAACUUUUGGGUGUUUUUAAUGAUUUAACUUGCCUGGAGCAACGUUAUUUUCCCGCCCUAUUAUGUGAGAUAUAUUUUACACUCUACUAUCCCGAUAAUAAAACAGAAUUUCUUAAGAAAAUUAUUCACAAACAUGUUAAUCAAUAUUUGGAUCAACAACAGUUUGAACAUUUAUUACCAUUGGUUAAAUGUCUUAACUUAAUUGGCUCCUAUGGUGAGUCUCAGUCAAAUAAACCUUUAAAUUUUGGAGAAAUUACUGCUCCCGUCCUUUUGAUGGCGGCCCAAAUUAUGGAUAAAGCUAGAUGGGAUUUGAUAACAUACUCGGAUGUCAGAGAUGAAAUUGUACGCGAAUGUAUACAAUUUAUACAGAAGACUUCAAAGAAAUUUUUACCAAAUGCUACUGAAAAGGAUCGCAAAUGGAUAACAAAAGUUAUAAAGGAUUCAUAUAAACCACUCACCCAGUAUUACUUUCAAAAAUAUUCUCUAACUCCCGAUCAAAUACCCAUAGAAUUUGAUAGAUUUUUAAUACGACUCGAUAUUGAAGAUAAAUCUGAAGCGGAAAUGUUUUUAAUUAUAAACUAUGUACGCUGUACUAUGAAAGAAACCGAAUGGUUGGCACGCAGUGAACGUCUUUUACCCCAUAUAUCCGAUGUUAUGAUCAUACUAAGUGGCGUUGUCAAUGAAACUGAAAAUCCCAACUCUAUUAAUAACUAUCGUCAUUGCCUAUCGAACUAUGCGAAUAUAGUACAAAAAUUUCUAUUGCCUCAAAUAGAAGAUGACAAUAAGAAAAUUGAAAAAUUAGAAAUAAAAGUAUUGAAAAUCAUUUCAUCGGCACCCGAACAAAUCUAUGAAGAAACUUUUAUGAGUUUUGAAUCUUUACUAUUGGAGAUAAUGAAAAAAUGUGGUCAUCCUUUAGAAGAGAAUAUAAUAAAAAAUAUACGUAAAUUUGUGGAGAAUAUGAAGGAUUGUAGUGCGAAACAAAUAUUUUUGGAUAAAUUUCAAGGACUAAUAACUGAAUUGGCUUAAGAUGGAAAUAUUAAGGUUAAAGAGUAGAAAUUGUCAUUCCUAUAUCUACACUAUAAACCAGUUUUGUUAAUUUUUUUAUAUAUUUUGAUGAAUUACAAAGUUUGUCUUUUACUUUUAUAAUAAAGUACUGGAAGUAGUUUUUUGUUAUACAAA